CUAUUCGAGUUCAAAUCUCUGGGAUGGGAUAAAGGACGCUUAUUGGACGAGAACGGAUCAGCACUCUUCCCAGGAUUUAUGAACAAAGUGAAGGCAGCCCUAUAUCCACCUGGUUAUUUCAUUGGUAGUCGCACGAAACAGUUCUUCUUAUGGAGAAGUAUGGUGGAUGCAACUGAAGGCGUUCCACAGGUCUGA
Messenger RNA from Anisakis simplex (herring worm), 195 nucleotides. Lineage: Eukaryota; Metazoa; Nematoda; Chromadorea; Rhabditida; Anisakidae. The record is from the annotation of a GenBank genome assembly.